GACAACACAACAACUACCAGUAUCGUGUAGAGUAAGUUAGCAAUUAAUUUUCCUUCGUACACAAAACUAACGUGCCAAAUCAAUUUGUCCACAAAUUGCAUGCUAAAUGAGCUAUAAAAGCGGCAAUUCGCCUAACCACAUUGCUCAGGGCUAAAGGGUUUUGAUAGUAUCCGGUCUAGAAUUCUGGCAACCAUGAAGCGUUCGAUAGUUUUGCUUUGCCUAGUGGCAAUAGCUAGUGCAAGACUGCUCGCGAAACGGCAAGACUCACAGCAAACUCAGGAAGUAAAGCUUGUCCAUCUCCCUGCCAGGCAGGCAGCAGCAGAAGAGUUUCCCCUAGAGCAAGCCGUUCAACAGCAGCAACCCGAACCGACACCCGUCAAAGUUCCAGCAGCAAAGCAAGAACCGACCACUCCACCCGGUGAACCGGCAAAGGAUAAGCAACCCCCACAGCACGUUCCUCAGACUAAAGCUCCACAUGCCCAAGAGGUGCCAAGCACUAAAUCUCCUGUAAAACAAGCGGAAACUAAAACGCCUCAAGGACCUUCGAGUGAAAAGAUUAAAACUUCCCCAGAACCGAAAUCUCCUCGAGCCGAGAUUGAAGGCGUUCCAGGCACGAAAACCCCACAGACACAGGUCAAAGGUCAAGUUCCGGAUACUAAAACUCCUCAAGGACCUGCGAGUGAAAAGAUUAAAUCUCCUCCAGAGACGAAAUAUCCACAAGGACCACCGAGUGCCCAGGUUAAAGGUGUCCCAGAGACGAAAUCUCCACAGGGACCCGCGAGCGAAAAGAUCAAAACUCCACCGGAACCUAAAUCGCCACGAGCUGAGAUCGAAGGCGUUCCAGGCACGAAAACCCCACAGACACAGGUCAAAGGCGUCCCAGAGACGAAGUCUCCACAAGGACCUCCAAGUCCGCCGAUCAAAGACUCUCCCCCGGAAGCGAAGGUUCCACAAGGACCUCCGAGUGCGCAGAUCAAAGGUGUCCCAGAGACGAAGUCUCCACAAGGACCUCCGAGUGCGCAGAUGAAAGGCUCUCCCCCGGAUACGAAAUCUCCACGUGCUCAGGUCGAACAAGUUCCAGAACAGCAAGUCCAACAGACUGAAAAGCAGACGAAGGGUUAAUGUUUACAGACAGGUGCAAUGAAAUCUAAUUUCAAGUCUUGACACCGUACAUAACAGUUACCAUACCGAAAGAACUAAAGGAACAUAGUAUGACAAACAGGUCAAUAAAUGAACGAUGAAAAGAUAA
This is a messenger RNA of Anopheles stephensi (Asian malaria mosquito), 1249 nucleotides long. RefSeq names its product proline-rich protein 2-like. The transcript is spliced from 2 exons. The record is from RefSeq and is a predicted model, not a curated record. NCBI's taxonomy places the organism in Eukaryota, Metazoa, Arthropoda, Insecta, Diptera, Culicidae. Bases 193 to 1122 code for a protein of 309 amino acids.